UGAAUUCUACAAUACUUAGAGCAUUUUCUCGAAUGAAUCGAGUGAUUAUACUUUUUGAUAAAUUUUUGACAUUGAGUAACUUAUAAUGACAGUAAGCACAGAAAGAAAUCAUCGUCAUCAACGCCAGAUUUUUUUUUCGAACAAGAUCAAGCCUGUCAUUUCGCCGUAUCAAUAUCAGCAUCUUGUAUCCACUUUGAAUAUGAUGUUGGUUAUAAAAAUGCCUAUGUGGUCUUAGAACAUAUCGUUUUCGUGUUUAUUUUGACUUUCUGUGGACAAACUCGUGACCGUAUAAAACCCUUUACGUCAUAAGUGAAAAGGCCAUCCCUUGAGACCCACUCAGCCACUAAACCUGGUGUGUUAUAGCUCAAUUUGGCAUCUCUGAUUGCUAUAUUUGGGUUAAUAGCGGGAUAGACCCAUUCUUGGCAAGCUUAGAAUGACCUCCACAGAAACCUACAUACUCCCGGCUUGCUGUUUUGCAUUAUUGAUACUUUUAAUGCUUACUGGGUUUUGCCAAGAUAAAGCUGCCUGCUUUUAUGCUAUGAGCAAUGUGGAGAAUUAUUCCACCAGAUCUUCCACCUAAUUUUAAACCAUCACAUUUAAAGAGGUAUCAAGUAGCUAAAGAGGAAUUCAAGGUUAAGUUCAGCAAGGAUGCACUCCAAGAGAAGCUUACGCCUGAGCAGUUUUCAGUCACACAAGAUAGCGGCACUGAAAGGGCAUUCACUGGAGCAUACUGGGAUAAAAAGGACCCUGGUAUCUAUAGAUGCGUUGUUUGUGACAUAGAGCUAUUCAGCUCUAAAAAUAAAUAUGACUCAGGCAGUGGAUGGCCAUCUUUCUAUGAUGUCAUAGCUCAUGGAAAUGUCAAGCAGAAAUCGGACUUUUCUCAUGGAAUGAGACGAAUUGAAGUCGUGUGUGCCAAUUGCGGGGCGCAUCUUGGUCACCUAUUUGAGGAUGGUCCUCAACCAACUGGUCAACGAUAUUGCAUCAACUCUGCAUCCUUGAAGUUUGAACCGAAAGAAAGUGAGAAGAAGAGCGAGCUAUGACACUUGAUCGCCAGUAUGAUUUAUGAAGCAGAUGGUAUUGAUUCUAUUUACAAUAGGCUAGUAGGAUAGUAAAUAUUUGUUAUAUUUAUACAAAUACAACAAAAGAAAUUUGUGAACUUGUGUUCCAUAUUUUACAACUUGAAUAAAACAGGUGAUGGCAA
This is a messenger RNA of Nematostella vectensis (starlet sea anemone), 1201 nucleotides long. RefSeq names its product peptide methionine sulfoxide reductase MsrB. The transcript is spliced from 5 exons. Gene Ontology annotation, biological process: response to oxidative stress; protein repair. Gene Ontology annotation, molecular function: peptide-methionine (R)-S-oxide reductase activity. Bases 546 to 1040 code for a protein of 164 amino acids. The record is from RefSeq and is a predicted model, not a curated record. NCBI's taxonomy places the organism in Eukaryota, Metazoa, Cnidaria, Anthozoa, Actiniaria, Edwardsiidae. Gene Ontology annotation, cellular component: cytoplasm.